GCCAAAAAGAAAUAUUACCCACCUCAAGAAUCGUUAAUGGUAACGAGUACCUGUGCCGAAGCUCAGUUACAGCCUCUAAUGGAUGUUACCGUUAGGCGUUUAUCGGAGUAUCUAGAAGAGGUAUUAAUAACUUUAAAGGAGAAAGAGCGUGAUUGCCUAACUAUAAUUAGUAAAUGGGGCUGCGAUGGGUCUCAACAAUCACAGUUCAAACAAAAACUAGAAAGUGACAUUGAUUCGGAUUCAAGCAUAUUCCAAAGCUGUUUUGUGCCUUUUCAAUUAGUUUCUGGAGAUAAAAAUGAAAAAGUUUUAUGGAAUAAUCUAACGCCCUCUUCGCCGCGAUUUUGUCAACCAAUAAGAUUCCGUUUUAUCAAGGAAACUAAUGAUGUAACUGAAGAGGAAAUAACACACGUCAAAAGCGCUAUUACCUCUUUAGUUCCAACAGAGGUCGACCUAGGAGGGAAAAGUUGUUAAUCAAGCACAAAUUUAUCAUUACCAUGGUAGAUGAAAAGGUCUGCAAUG
Molecule: messenger RNA, 519 nt
Organism: Psylliodes chrysocephalus
Lineage: Eukaryota; Metazoa; Arthropoda; Insecta; Coleoptera; Chrysomelidae
Source: the annotation of a GenBank genome assembly